Messenger RNA from Cylindrotheca closterium, 1575 nucleotides. NCBI's taxonomy places the organism in Eukaryota, Bacillariophyta, Bacillariophyceae, Bacillariales, Bacillariaceae. The record is from the annotation of a GenBank genome assembly.
AUGAGACUGCAAUCCUCAGGUUCCGACGACACAUCAGUCGAUGUCAAGCCGAAGAAGCUCUCCAGACCCGAACGAAAGGCACUCGAGAGGCAGAAAAAGGAACAGAAAUCUGCAAACCAAAAACGAAGCCAGGCCAGAGCCAAGUACAAUCUCCACUCCAAUGCCGUAUCAGAGCUGACGCCAGAAUCUGGCGCUGAAGAUGUAUUGAGGGCAAUCAAGAGAGCACAGAAUAUGCAUGACCAUCACGAUGUCAGAGUAAUUGCCAACUUUUUGCUGGAUGAGUGCGGGGAGGACUUUGCUUAUGGCUACCGAGGCUCUCUAUUGGCUCGAUUAGCUGUUGCGGCACUUCACUUUGGAAAUCAUGAAGUUGCAGGACGAGCGAUCACUAUUCGACGCCUUGAGCAUCGCUCAAGCAUGCUACCGAUGGAAUCUGCAGCCAUUAUUCGAGGACUUCUCAGAUCUGAGAACACAACAGAAGCCAUGGAACUAUUAUUUGAUGAAUUGAAACUUCCCUUGGAGGGCACACCAUUGGAUACAACAGAGAAUCAAGAGCUCUUGAAGCAUCGAGCAUUAUCACUGGGAUCUAUUACAUCACGGUAUUUCUACGAGUCCUCGCCAUCGCAAGCUGUUGAAGCAUGCAAAAUGUUGGCACAGAUGGGGCCAAUCGUUCGCGAGGCGAAGAUAGAAGCAAGCUUCAUUGAUAUGCCAUGGCUACGUAUCAUUCGAGGAGCUGCGCAGUGUGAAUCGCGCCGGAGAAAUGGCGAAGCUGCUGCCGAUGAAGAUAGCGAUGUCGAGUUGCCAUGCAAUUUGGUGUAUGCUGUCUUGGGAGCAAUGACAACAUUUCCAUCAGAUAAUGACGACCGCGUCUUUGAAGCGUUAUCCAAUGCAUUGGUGAGGCGAGUGCUAUUUGUAACAGGAGCAAUCAGCAUGGCGGGCUGCCCCCCUGCUGAUCGCGGAGAGGCGGUUUUCAUCGGACGUAGUAACGUUGGAAAGUCAAGUCUUGUCAACAUGGUGACGAAUCGAAAGUCGCUAGCGUACACCAGUAAACGGCCAGGAAAGACGCAGCAGUUCAACUAUUUUGCUGUUAAUGACAAACCUGGUAGAGAAAAGGAGAUCAAAUUCGGAGAUGUAGUGGAAGGAGAAAAAGACCUUGAUUCCUUUUACAUUGUGGACCUUCCAGGAUUUGGCUUUGCCAAAGUACCGGAUCAACAACGAAAGGAAUGGGCCGACUUUAUGAGAGAUUUCCUUGCAAAUAGGAGAACACUGAAGGUUGUAUUCCAUCUUGUGGAUGGACGUCACGGACCGAUUGAUGAAGAUGCCACCAUCAUGAAGCAAGUUGGUGAAAGUCUUCCAAAGAAUGUUGCAUAUGUUGUGGUGUUGACCAAGGCUGAUAAGAACGCUAAGGGACCAGCGAAGAAGAAACUUGGAAAAGUUUCGAUCGAUGUUCUCAACACCCUUCGAGAGACGAUGAGGGAAAACAAGGUUGGCAAUGCGCCAAUCAUCGUAACGUCAGCGGAAACCAAGCUUGGCCGUGACGAUAUUUGGAGAUAUUUAAGGAUAGCAGCUGAAGCCUGA